This is a messenger RNA of Monopterus albus (swamp eel), 1482 nucleotides long. Its product is annotated as E3 ubiquitin-protein ligase RNF180-like. The coding region runs from base 1 to 1482 and encodes 493 amino acids. Lineage: Eukaryota; Metazoa; Chordata; Actinopteri; Synbranchiformes; Synbranchidae. Gene Ontology annotation, molecular function: ubiquitin protein ligase activity; ubiquitin conjugating enzyme binding. The transcript has 7 exons. Gene Ontology annotation, cellular component: endoplasmic reticulum membrane. Gene Ontology annotation, biological process: protein polyubiquitination; serotonin metabolic process; norepinephrine metabolic process. The record is from RefSeq and is a predicted model, not a curated record.
AUGCGUUUGGAGAGCUUCGGUUACUUGUUGGAGAGCCUGGUGCCCACGACACCGUCGCACCUUGAAGAGGGCAUAUUGGACUGUUGGGCUGUUUUGGCCCAGUGGACUGUGGGAAAACUGAACUGCCAGAACUGUGGAGCUCGAUUGGGCGGCUUCAAUUUCAUUAACCGUAGCGAGUGUCCCUGUGGCCUGGAUGCCACCGUCCACCUCAGCAAGAGCCGCGUGGAACGCGAUAUCAAACAUUACGUUCUCAUUGUCCAGCCGAAGAGGUCGAGGCCUGAGAAGGACCAGGCGGAUCUGCUGAUACAGCGCCCUCACAACAGCGAGGAGAGGUCAGAGAUAAACAGAACUGCCUUGGACAGUUUACAGCUGAACUGUGCCACUGUCAACCCUGCACAGAGCAAGAGUCUUAUGGACAAAUCUGUUGUUGAUUUGUCAAGGACAAGGGGUGAUGAGCCAACACAGUCACCUGUCUCUUUUCCCACAAGUCAGCACUUUGAGACAGAAGCUGACGCUUCACCCACCGCUGCCCCCUGUCUACGUGUCUCUGAGAGUGGACGGACAGCACUGGAUCAACAGCUGCUGCAGACUGUGGAGGAUGCCCAGUUCUCUGCAGAGAGCACAGCUGCUGAUGAGGAACGUUUUGAUUCAGCCCCGUUCCUUAGACGAAGACAUGUCUCUGACAGUGCCGCUGAGCAGGAGGAGGAAGUGGUGCCUCAAGCUUCCCAAGCUUCAAACAGACUGAGCAAAAGAGAGAAGAACCACCUGAAGAGUCUCCGAAGGAAACAGAGGCGGAGAGAGCGAUGGUUGCAUAGUCAGCUGGAGCAGGUGGGGAGUGUGAGCAGUUCACAGCUGGACAGUGAGGAGGAGGACAGAGAGGGCAUCACCUGUGCCGUGUGUCUUGACGUCUACUUCAGCCCGCUCAGCUGUCAGCCCUGUGGUCACAUCUUCUGCGAGCCGUGUCUUCGCACUCUUGCCAAGAACAGGCCAACACACACGCCCUGCCCUCUCUGCCGCGCGCUCAUCUCACACACCAGCUCCCACAAAGAGCUCGACCAAACUGCAAAGACACUUUUCCCGAAGGUCUACUACACCCGCAAACAAAACUUCCAGAAUGCCCCAUGUGCAAAGUGGCCUCUGCCCAGCUUUCACAAACACUUCCAUGCUUUCUGGGGAUAUCAGAGACGGGCAGCGACGCCAAGGAGGCGCUGGCACUUUGGCUAUGGAGGUUGGUUCUUUGGCAUCGCUCUGGUUAUCACGUGCUUCCACUCAUUCAACUUGAUUCUGAACGUCUCCUCAUUCAGCUGGCUUCUGGAAUUCCUCUCAUUCAACUGGCUUCUGGAAUUUCUCUCAUUCCACUGGCUUCUGGAAUUCUAUUCAUUGGACCUGAUUCUGGAUUUUCUGUCCCUCUGUUCCUUUUUAUUAUUUACUACUACUGGCUUAUGUUUAUAUAUACCUCUUUUUUAUAAUUUUGCUUCGUAA